AUGCAACAAGAGAAGUUGCCGCAAUUUUCAAAUCCAAAAACACAAUCGUUUAUCAACGAUACGUGGUUAAUAGAAAACGAGUUAAAUUUACUUUUUUCAAACAUUUCAAGCAUACUAUCUAUACAAACCCAAAUAACAAUAGCAACCUCAAAUAAAGAUGAAAUGUCAUUAACCACAUCUCGUGAUUCAUUAAUAAGUUUAACGAAGAAUUUAUUAAUUUCAACGAAAAAUAAAAUAAAAUCACUUGAAUUACAAAAUUUAAAAAAUGUUGGAUCUUCUUCGGUUGCGAGUGAUUUUGAAAUUAGGAAUCAACGUAUAAUCCAUAUUAAAGAAAAAUUUCUUAAUUGUCUAGAAACUUAUAAAGAAAUUGAAAAGAAUUAUAUGAAACAGCAAAAAGAACGCUUAAUUAGACAAUAUAAAAUUGUAAAUCCGGACGCAAAUUAUGAUGACCACGUUGAAACCGAUCAGCCUGUUUUUCUUCAAUCUAUAAUGGAUUCCAUAAAUCAACGUCAAAAUGUUGAGGACUCCAAACGCGUUUUGGAAGAAGUGAAUAGACGGCAUGAAGAUAUUAAACAAAUUGAGAGAACUAUUGCCGAAUUAGUUGAAUUAUUUGAAGAAAUGAAAUUACAGGUCGAAAUACAAGAUGAUCAUAUCGUUUCAAUUACAGAUAAUGUACAAACGGUUGAAAAUGACACAAAAGAAGUAACCGAUGAAUUACAUCAUUCUGAGGAAAAUGCUAAAA
Funneliformis geosporum is the source of this 742-nucleotide messenger RNA. The record is from the annotation of a GenBank genome assembly. NCBI's taxonomy places the organism in Eukaryota, Fungi, Glomeromycota, Glomeromycetes, Glomerales, Glomeraceae.